AUGAAUAAUAGUAUGAAUAGUACAAAUAUUGUAAUUGAUAGUAUGAAUGGUAUAAAUAAAAGAGCAAAUAAUGCUGUAAAUGGUAGUGUUACUGAUGGAAUGAAUGAUAAUAUGAAUGGUGCGAAUGUUAUGAUUGAUAAUAAUAUAAAUAGAGUAAAUGAUGGGGUUAAUAAUGAUGUUAAUGAUGGCAUGAAUGAUAAUAUGAAUAAUGGUAUUAAUAGUGUAAAUGAUUAUAUGAAUGGUGCAAAUAUUAUAAUUGAUAGUGUGAAUAAUGGUGUUAAUAAUAGUACAAAUAAUAGCAGUGAAAAUGAGAUAAGAGAAUAG
Molecule: messenger RNA, 324 nt
Organism: Dentiscutata heterogama
Lineage: Eukaryota; Fungi; Glomeromycota; Glomeromycetes; Diversisporales; Gigasporaceae
Source: the annotation of a GenBank genome assembly